Phyllostomus discolor (pale spear-nosed bat) is the source of this 3583-nucleotide messenger RNA. RefSeq names its product glomulin, FKBP associated protein (gene GLMN). The record is from RefSeq and is a predicted model, not a curated record. The transcript is spliced from 19 exons. The coding region runs from base 143 to 1939 and encodes 598 amino acids. Gene Ontology annotation, molecular function: ubiquitin-protein transferase inhibitor activity. NCBI's taxonomy places the organism in Eukaryota, Metazoa, Chordata, Mammalia, Chiroptera, Phyllostomidae. Gene Ontology annotation, cellular component: cytoplasm.
GGGGCCGACAGGGGCGGGGCCCGGAGAGCGGCCUGCGCGGCUGGAGGAGGUGGAGGUCGACGCUGAAGUGGCCACAGGCCAGGUAUUAACAGUGUGCAUUGUAUUAGUAUAUUUCAGCAUCAAAACUUAAAAAUAAAGAAGAAUGGCUGUGGAAGAACUUCAAUCCAUAAUAAAGAGAUGUCAAAUUCUAGAAGAGCAAGACUUUAAAGAAGAAGAUUUUGGCCUAUUUCAGUUAGCAGGCCAAAGGUGCAUAGAUGAAGGGUACAUAGACCAGUUAUUAGAAAUUAUUCAAAACGAAAAGAAUAAGGUCAUCAUCAAGAGUAUGGGCUGGAAUCUUGUUGGUCCUGUUGUUCGAUGCCUUUUAUGGAAUGAUAAGGAAGAUGAUAAAAGAAAAUAUUUUCUGAUGCUUGAUUUAUUGAUAAAGUUAUGUAAUCCAAAAGAAUUAUUGUUGGGUUUGCUUGAACUGAUUGAAGAACCCUCUGGAAAACAGAUAUCCCAAAUUAUUCUUCUUUUACUUCAGCCAUUACAAACAGUGAUACGGAAACUUCACAGCAACAAGGCAUAUUCAGUUGGAUUAGCAUUGUCUACCAUUUGGAGUCAGCUAUCUCUUCUUCCUGUUCCAUACUCAAAAGAACAAAUACAGACAGAUGACUAUGGCCUUUGUCAAUGUUGCAAGGCCUUAAUAGAGUUUACUAAGCCUUUUGUGGAAGAAAUCAUUGAUGACAAAGAAAACUCACUGGAAAAUGAAAAGUUAAAGGAUGAAUUACUGAAAUUUUGCUUCAAAAGCUUGAAAUGCCCUUUGCUGACAGCACAAUUCCCUGAACAGUCUGAAGAAGCUGAAAAUGAUCCUUUAAGGUGUUUUGCAUCUGAAAUAAUAGGUUUUUUAUCAGCAAUUGGAUACCCUUUCCCCAAAAUGAUUUUUAAUCAUGGAAGGAAAAAGAGGACUUGGGAUUAUCUUGAAUUUGAAGAAGAAGAAGAAAAACAAUUAGCAGACUCUCUGGCUUCUCUGGCAUAUCUAGUAUUUGUGCAGGGCAUCAGCAUUGAUCAGCUGCCAAUGGUCUUAAGCCCAUCAUACCUUUUGCGAUUUAAUAUGGGGCAUAUUGAAGUCUUUUUGCAAAGAACAGAAGAAUCAGUUUUGUCCAAAGGACUGGAUCUGUUGGAGAACGGUUUGUUGAGAAUAGAAGACAAUAGUCUACUUCACCAGUACUUAGAAAUCAAGAGUUUUCUGACUGUACCUCAGAGCUUAGUCAAAGUAAUGACACUCUGCCCUGUUGAGACAUUGAGGAAAAAGGGUUUGGCUAUGCUUCAGCUGUAUAUUAACAAGUUGGAUGCUCAAGGCAAAUACACGUUAUUUAGGUGCUUAUUGAAUACAAGUAAUCACUCCGGUGUGGAGGCCUUCGUUAUUCAAAAUAUCAAAAAUCAAAUCGACAUAUCAUUAAAGAGAACACAUAACAACAAAUGGUUUACAGGACCACAGCUAAUUUCCCUUCUAGAUUUGGUACUCUUUCUCCCAGAGGGUGCUGAAACAGAUCUACUGCAAAACUCAGAUAGGAUAAUGGCUUCAUUAAAUUUAUUGAGAUAUUUGGUUAUCAAAGAUAAUGAAAAUGACAAUCAAACUGGAUUAUGGACAGAACUUGGAAAAAUUGAGAAUAAUUACUUAAAGCCACUCCAUACAGGACUUAAUAUGUCAAAAGCACAUUAUGAAGCAGAAAUUAAAAAUAGCCAAGAAAAUAGCCAAGAAUUCCAGAAUUCUAAAGGCUUUUGUUCUGUAACUGUAGGUGGAGAAGAGAUCCCUAAUAUGCCUCCUGAAAUGCAGCUUAAGGUCCUACAUUCAGCACUUUACACAUUUGAUUUGAUUGAAAGUGUUCUGGCUCGAGUAGAAGAACUCAUCGAAAUAAAAACAAAGUCUACCUCUGGAGAAAAUACUGGGAUAAAGUGAAAGCUCUGUUUCCUAAAAAGAAGUUAGUAAAAUACUAUAUUUUCCAAUAUGAUUUAAUACCUUUACAAAAAACUUUUCUGUAAAACACUGAUAUAAAAAUAAAUGUAGCUUUUCUUAUCUGUUUCUGUAAUGACACAUUAUGUAUGAGUAGUAUUCUGUGGAUUUAAAAAGAUAAUCUAAUAAAUAAUACCCAUAUAUAAUAAAUACUGUUAAUUUCAUAAAAUAUAGUUGCAUUGCCUUUAUGCAAUCAUAUCGUUUAAUGAGUUUAUUAAAAUACUGAUAUAUUUUUUGUUCCAGUUAGAUGCUAUGUUAUAGUUAGAACUCCUAGUGUUAAAUUGGGUAUCACACCUUUUUUUCCUAAACAUUGUUAAAGGAAUUAUUCAACAAAACUUCUAAAAAUAAAAUGACUUUUAAUUGUAUGUAUUUUAUUAUUUUAAAUUUUAAAAAGCUUUAACCUAUAUAUUUGAACAUUAUAAUUCAACCAGUCUAAUUAUUUUAAUAUUCUUCCAAAAGAACUUUUAUAAUUGAUACUCUAAUUUGGGUUAAAUGAAUCACUGAGAUUUAUCUUUUGAAGAGUUUUCCAAACAGGACUGUGCUCAAUGAUGUAAGCUUUAGUUGCUAUCAUUCUGUAGCAGAUGUUGUCUAUGUAUGGCUUGGAAGUGAUCUGGAAAAAGAUAAAAACAUGCAAUGUUAUUUAUAGAAAUAAGGUCUUUUUACAGAGUCAAAUAAAAAAAUCCUAACUUUUGCCCUGGCCAGGUGGCUACUUUGGUUGGAGCAUCGUCCAUUAUACCAAAAGGUUGUGGGUUUGAGUCCCAGUCAGGGCACAUACCUAUGUUUUCAGGUUCAAGCCCCAGUCAUCACACAUACAGGAGGCAACCAAUUGAUGUUUCCCCCUCUCCUUCCCCCUUCCUCUCUCUAAAAUCAAUAAAACAUAUCCUUGGGCAAGGAUUUGAAAAACACCUACCUUUCAAUUAUAAGAAUUUCAAACAUGAAAACCAAAAAGUAGAAUUCUGUAAGAGCUGCUUUAAUGGAGACCUAUUCCAAAUUUGAAUAAGGGACAUGUGGUGGCCUAGGGAAGUCAGGGCACAGGAAGAUAAGCGUGAAAAGAAAGUGGACAGCUGGUAGAGUGCCUUCCCUAAAACUGUAUGUUUGUACUCGACAGUUGAUGACUACAGCCUGACCAAUAUUUAUACUUUAGAAUUUUGAAGUAAGAUUUAAGUAACCAAUAGGGCCAACAUAAUAUAUAUAUGACCAAAUGCUCUUUUAGCUGAAAUGAGUCGUUCUGGUAGUGGCUACCAGAAAUAAAUCGAGAAGACUUGAGAGGCUGAGUUCAGGCUUAGGAGAGAAUCACGGUACAUGCUGAAAUAGCAACUUCGUUCAGGGGAACUGAAGCAGAGUAUUUGUCAGCCCUCCGCAAGAAGGUUUGCAUUUUGGAGUGUGUGAGUGUGUGUUUAUGUGUCAUUUUCCAUAGGUGACUCACCUUUGCUAUAGUGCACAUAAGAUUAACAGCAUUUACUGUGUUGUGUACUGGAAGUAUCCGUAAUUUACUACCCAGGAAUCUGAAAAAACAAUUCAUAAGUUAAACAGAUCAUAUGAUUUAUUAACAUCUUCUAUCUUAAGUAAGUGAAUAAAGAGACAAACCUC